AUGCCCGUAACUCUUGACAGACGUCGUGAAUCGUCUAGGUUUGCUGCACGUGAUCGGCGUGGCAAAGAAGCGGAUAUCUUUACGGAUCUCAAAGUAGUGGUGCCAAUUGUUGAUGAAGCAACUGUCACACAUGUAGAUCGGAUUGCUAUAUUGCGGGUUGCAUUGACUCUUUGCCGGUUACGAAAAGUUGUUACGAAAUUCCUGAGAAUUAAUCCUGAAGAGGAGCGUGAAUAUUUUUGGUCUGAAACAACAUUGCUAGAGUGUUUAGAUGGUUUUUUGGCUAUUGUUGAUCUGGAUGGUAUCAUCCUAUAUGUUAGCGAAAGUGUUUCCAUCUACCUCGGACUUACACAGACUGACCUUACGGGGCGUUCAUUGAAAGAAUUUAUUCAUACCAGUGAUUACGAAGAAUAUGUAAGCUGUGAUACUGGGAGUGCCACCGAUCGUGGAUGUGGUCGAGUAUAUACCUUGCGAAUGAAAUCAGUGAUUAGUCCACGAGGCAGAAAUCUAAAUCUCAAAAAUGCUGUAUUCAAACCAAUCAUUUGCCAUAUUCGCUCACUGUCCGCUGAGAAUGGACGUGUUCGUAUCAUACAGGCUAGUGCACAACCAGCUGGACAGGGUAAUGGCGUUUUUGCAGCUUCAAGAAAUGCCGAGGUACAAAAUGGCACUUACCUGACGCGGCAUACCUAUGAUAUGAAAUUUUCAUAUGUCAGUGAAAGUUUCAACUAUAUUCUUCGUCAUGAGUCGCGUUCUUUAAUGGGUACCUCGUUUUACAAUUUGAUCCAUCCGGCCGAUCUUGACGUCGUGGUUGUUUCGAUACGUGAAAUGCUCACAAAAGGUCACACACGGACACCAUACUACCGUUUAAUUGGUCUCAAUAAAUCAGUGUUAUGGGUGCAGACCGAAGCAGCUACUGUAAAUCAUACAACAAAGGGACAAAAAGGACAGUAUAUCAUCUGUUUGCACCAGUUAAUUGGUACGCAAAGUGAGCGAGAUUCGUUUAUAAAUGCAAAUAACAGCAGUGCAUCAUUUUAUCCGGCGCCAAUAAAGCAAGAAGUGACAGAAAGCUCGGAACCAAUGAGGAGCAGUUACAAUGAAGUAUUACAGUGGCUUUUUCGUGCUCAGCAAAGUAGCAAAUCCCCUCCAGGAUCGUUACUUUUCGGAAAUGAAAGCAAUAAAAAUCGUAUCGAGUACAACAGCGAAUCAACAGCAACACGAGUCGAAAUCACCAAUUACGGUACAAAAAACGGUAUUACAGUAUCAGGUGCUAGCAAUUAUGUUUAUGAAAACAAUUCGAACAAUGCAUUUGUACAUAACGGGAAUGGAGGAGCAGAAUUCCAUGCAUUUGCUACUGAAAUUGACCGAUGUCGACUACGGACAAACAAUGUUCGAGCAAAUUGUGGUGGAGGACCAACUAAUGGAAAUAUACGUAAUUGCACUAAUCAUUGCUUUCAAACUGAUUUUUCAGAAUCCACAACAGCAGCGAUUUUAAACACUGUACGAUUAUCUGCGGUUUCAACAGCCGAUGCAUAUUUACUGCCACAAAAUAACAUUAAUACUGGGGCAACAACUGUAACUGCAACCGGACGAAGUUCAGGCAAUAUUUUCCCUACUUUAUCUACUAAAGGUACUCAGUAUUCACGUUCCAUGACAUGCUACGAUCCUUAUCUUAACAACAGUAUUACUGCUGCUACAGCAACCUCUUCUAAUACCAUACUUGCUUUCAACAAUAAUUCCAUCCACAUGCAAUCAAACCUGUCCACAAGUCCAAUGAACUGUACUACAGAAAUUCCACGAGUCGCUUAUAAUAAGGAAAAUGGUGGUAAUGAUACGAUAGAAGGUACUGAUGAUUGGCAAAUGUUUGCACCGUUUGUAGCCCAUGAUGACAUGAUGCAACUGUCAACGGACUUACAGGGACUUUUACCGGACUUUAACUUUGUUGAUUGGAUACCAUCAGAUCCAGCCCCACUACCAAGUUUACCUGCAGAAGAAAGGGGUAUGACACUAUUGGGGAAUGUGUCGAUACCGAUGCAAAUGGCAUUCGAUCGAUCGAAUAUAUAUGCAAAUUCUAGCAUUCCGCUUCUUUCAAAACCAAAUACUCGUGGUCUUCCUGCUACUCCAUGGCGCCAACUUCAACAGCAGAAUCAGCAAUGUCAUCAAGAGAAUAUGAACACUGGAACAGCAACAGCGACUCCAUGGUUAGAAGUAGAACUUACAGCAACAUAUACUCGAUCUAACGAUUAUCCUUCUGGAAUGUUUCAUCGAAAUAAUUCUACUGCUUCUAUGCAAUAAUAGCAACAUUCACUCAGUUUACCUUUGAAGUUACUGUAGUAAGAUAAGCCUG
Messenger RNA from Loa loa (African eye worm), 2341 nucleotides. RefSeq names its product CBR-HIF-1 protein. Lineage: Eukaryota; Metazoa; Nematoda; Chromadorea; Rhabditida; Onchocercidae. The record is from RefSeq and is a predicted model, not a curated record. Gene Ontology annotation, biological process: regulation of transcription by RNA polymerase II; cellular response to hypoxia. The coding region runs from base 1 to 2289 and encodes 762 amino acids. The transcript is spliced from 14 exons. Gene Ontology annotation, molecular function: protein dimerization activity; RNA polymerase II transcription regulatory region sequence-specific DNA binding; DNA-binding transcription factor activity, RNA polymerase II-specific.